AUGCUUUUUUCAAAUGCUGUUAGACACGUAAGCCGUGGCUUGUCCACCUCUGCAACUGUUUAUAAUCCCAUCAAACAUGUAACUGUUAUUGGUGGAGGACUUAUGGGUAGCGGCAUUGCUCAGGUGGCAGCUGUAACGGGCCAUGAUGUCAUUCUUGUGGACCAAUCUGAAGACAUCUUGAAAAAAUCACAAACCUCCAUUCACAAGAGCUUGAGUAGAGUAUCUAAGAAGAAGUUUGCUGAUGAACCUCAAGCUGGAGAACGAUUUUUGAAUCAGGCUCUCCAAAAGAUCAGCCUCAGUACAGAUGCCGUUGCUUCUGUGGGUAAAACUGACCUCGUCAUUGAAGCAAUUGUUGAAAAUCUUGUGGCUGCUCAGUCUGUUGCUGUACUUGCUGCUCCUCCACUUGUUACUUGUGUUGCUGCUCUAUCUCCUGUUUGGACUGCUGCUUUCUCUGUGGCUAAGUAUAAAUACCAUGAAUCUAACGCCUGGUUCAAUAUGUACAAGCCACAAUCAUGGGCAAGGCGGUUGACAGUUGUCCAGAAGGCAAUUAUUGACCCUCUCUUUGUGGAGGAUCUUUACAUUUUCAAUCUAACAUACGUUUUUUUUUCUCUUCUUUUUCUUUUCUCUCUUCUUUUUCUUUUCUCUGUUUCUUUUUUUUCUCUCUGUUUCUUUUUUUCUUUGUUUCUUUUUUUCUCUCUCUUUCUUUUUUCUCAUUAUGGUGGUAAGCAUGUUCAUUAUUCCUUUAUAUCAUUGAAAGUAGGCCAAUCAAUUUAA
Molecule: messenger RNA, 774 nt
Organism: Acanthosepion pharaonis
Lineage: Eukaryota; Metazoa; Mollusca; Cephalopoda; Sepiida; Sepiidae
Source: the annotation of a GenBank genome assembly